AUUGGACCCUGCGGGUGACAUGGGUUAUCGUUGACUUCACCUCGUUAACGAACUUUAUUCCUGGUAAUUUACAUCAUUUUGUACGCUGAGCUUUUACAUCGUCGUUUAACACCUGGCGAGUGUGAAAUCAGGGAACCUGUAAUCUGUCACCACACGUCUGAUUCACAGCGAUGUCCGCUUCUGGCUUUUACCAUCAAAUCAACGCUUCUUAAAGAAACUCCAUGUAAAGUCGUGUCAGAGAACUUCCGCUUGCAGACAGGAAGUGGCUUUGAUGAAGUGCGUCUGACCUGGAGACUAAACAUGGAAAUAUAAGAGCUCGGCAGCCGGUCACAUGCUGUUUCAUCGGUCAGGAAGAGCAAAACACCAUCACCUAUGUUUGGAGUGCUCUCGGCGCUUCUGCUGGUGUGUGUGUGUGGGGUGUGUGUGCGCGGGAGCGAGGAUUUACCGAGAGACUUCGGAGUGAAACUGUGCGGCCGCGAGUUCAUCAGAGCCGUGAUCUUCACCUGCGGAGGCUCCCGGUGGAGGAGGAGCGCCUCUCAGCCCGGUCAGCUGCUGCUGGACAGAGAUGAAGAGCUCAGGCCGUCUCUCUCAGAUCUGCUGUCUGUUCUGAGCGACCAGAAGAGAGAAACCGGCGACCGGCGGAGGCGGAACUUCUCUCUGGGACUGGCGGGAAUGUGCUGCAAUCAGGGCUGCACUAAAAAUGACAUCGGCCGCCUGUGCUGAUGAUGAUGAUGAUGAUGAUGAUGAAGGACUCACUGAUGAAGAGCUGAACUGAUAGAUCGUCCCAGUGCUUCAUUUGUAUUUAUUUAUUUCACAUCUGUUCAUAUGACCACAUGAAUAAACGUCAACUUCUUGAUUGCAUCUUUCAUAUUUACUG
Molecule: messenger RNA, 877 nt
Organism: Sinocyclocheilus grahami
Lineage: Eukaryota; Metazoa; Chordata; Actinopteri; Cypriniformes; Cyprinidae
Product: relaxin-3-like
Exons: 4
Coding region: 373-723 (116 amino acids)
Cellular component (GO): extracellular region
Molecular function (GO): hormone activity; G protein-coupled receptor binding
Source: RefSeq, a predicted model, not a curated record